AUGUCUGCCGCCACGGCCAGCGCCAGCGCCAGCGCCAGCUCUGGCUCGCGCUACCUCCCCUUUAACCCAGACGACCCAGUCUGGGCCGACAUCCAGCCCACCUACCAGCACGAGUCGGCCAACCCGCUCUGCCCCAUCAUGUACAAGCCAGAAUACUCGGCCGCAAUGGACCUCUACCGCUCCCUCGUAUCCGGAUCCACCGUCACACCGGCCGGCCCGCGCACGCACCCGUUCGAACUCUCGGCGCGCGCACUCGCACUCACCGAGCACCUCGUCCGCCUCAACCCGUCCCACUACAGCAUCUGGCAGUACAGGGCAAAGAUCCUCAUCGAGGGCAGCCCCUACGACGGCGAUGACGACGGUGACGAAGACGGCAGCGACGACGACAAGAGGAAACGCAUCCUCCGAAGGGAGCUCGAGUUCCUCGACCUUCUGGCACACGAAAACAUGAAGAGCUACCAGGUAUGGCAACACCGCCGCCUCAUCGUAUCGGCCCUCGGCGACCCGAGCCUGGAGCUGGCCUUUAUCGCCGACAAUCUAGCGCGUGACAGCAAAAACUACCACACCUGGGCCUACCGGCAAUGGGUCCUCGCCCACUUUGGCGGGCUCGGUUCGGCUUCGGCCUCGGCGGCGACGUCGCCAGGGGCGGCCGGGCCGGGAGCUGGGGCCUUUCCGCAGCUGUGGGACGGCGAGCUCGACUAUGCCGAAAAGCUGCUGGUCGAGGAUGUGAGAAACAACAGCGCCUGGAACCACCGCUGGUUCUGCAUCUUCGGACGGCGCGGAGCCAGGCCGCACGACGCCGACGCCGCUGCGCAGUGGGAGUCCGAGCUGAUCAAGCUCGUCAAGGCCGAGAUUGGGUUCACAAAAGCGCAGAUCGCACUGGCGCCCAACAAUGCCAGCGCAUGGAACUACCUCCGAGGGAUCCACAUUGCGUCGCCGGUGCGCACGCCGCUCAGCGACUCGCUCUCGUUUGCAAAGAGCCUCAUCUCGACGCCGUUCGAGGCGCAGCGGGACCCGACGGUGGACCAGUUUGGGCGCUCGCCGCCGCAGGCCAUUGAAUGGUGCCUCGACUGCAUCGAGGAGCGUCUCCAGGCCGGUCGCGCCGCCGGCGGUGCUGCCGUCGAUGCCGGCGAGAGGGAGAGGGCGGUUGACGAGGCGGAAAAGCUCGUCACGCGGCUGUGUACGGCCGACCCGAUGCGCAAGCGAUACUGGGGCUACCGGCUUCAGAGCAUCCGGAGGACGGCGAAGGGAGCGUAG
This is a messenger RNA of Pseudozyma flocculosa PF-1, 1257 nucleotides long. RefSeq lists its product as uncharacterized. Gene Ontology annotation, cellular component: cytoplasm; protein farnesyltransferase complex; CAAX-protein geranylgeranyltransferase complex. NCBI's taxonomy places the organism in Eukaryota, Fungi, Basidiomycota, Ustilaginomycetes, Ustilaginales, Ustilaginaceae. The record is from RefSeq and is a predicted model, not a curated record. Gene Ontology annotation, molecular function: protein farnesyltransferase activity; CAAX-protein geranylgeranyltransferase activity. Gene Ontology annotation, biological process: protein geranylgeranylation; protein farnesylation. The transcript is spliced from 5 exons. Bases 1 to 1257 code for a protein of 418 amino acids.